Molecule: messenger RNA, 825 nt
Organism: Habropoda laboriosa
Lineage: Eukaryota; Metazoa; Arthropoda; Insecta; Hymenoptera; Apidae
Product: NIF3-like protein 1
Exons: 4
Coding region: 1-825 (274 amino acids)
Cellular component (GO): mitochondrion; cytoplasm
Source: RefSeq, a predicted model, not a curated record
AUGGGUGAUAUAAAACUGAAUCCUACUGGGAUCCCUUUAACCCAAGUUGUAGACACCCUGCAAAACUUUGCAGGUCUAUCACUUGCAGAGUCUUGGGAUAAUGUAGGAUUACUUGUUGAACCUACAGAAACGAAAUUAGUUUCACACGUUCUUCUAACAAAUGAUCUUACCGAAGAUGUCAUGCAAGAAGCUUUAGAUUUGAAUACAGACAUGAUUAUUACUUAUCAUCCUUUAAUAUUUGCACCUAUGAAGUCAGUAACGACUCGUUCAUGGAAGGAGAGAAUUGUUGCCAAAUGUUUAGAAAAUAAAAUUGCCGUAUACUCUCCGCAUACUACUUUUGAUUCGGUAAAGGGCGGUGUAAACGAUUGGUUGGCCUCGGCAUUUGAAAAUGUGCUCGAGAAUAGUAAACCUCUACAAGUAAAUGCAAGUAAUAGUGAAUAUGGUGCUGGACGAAUGUGUACUUUAAAAAGUAAAAUCUCUAUUGAGGAUGCUGUCCAACGAGUAAAGGAAUGCACUGGUUUGAAACAUGUUAGAUUAGCUCGUGCUCGUCAAACAGACGGUUUUAUUAAUACUAUUGCACUUUGUGCUGGAUCUGGUGCAUCUAUUUUAAAGAACGUGCCCGCUGAUUUGUAUCUUACGGGGGAAAUGUUACACCAUGACGUUCUUGACGCUGUACACAAGAGAACUAAUGUGAUACUAACAAAUCAUUCUGAUUCUGAACGUGGUUUUUUAAAAAUAUUUGCAAAUUUCUUAAAUGGCACAUGGAAGAAUUCUGUAACAGUGUGUGUUUCCGAGAAUGAUACUGAUCCUUUAAAAACCGUUUAA